GUCAGUGUGGGUCUUCAGGCCAGGUGUCGUCUGUCUGCCCGGCCCUCAGAAGGAACGUGGGCCCAGACAGCUUUCUCUACACGGAAGAUCCCAUUACAAGGGCACACGAGUCAUAAGGGCCCUGGACGACUGCCACGCACACUCCCGGGUCGUGGGCUCAGAAUACAGCCCUGCUCCUUUAAAUCCGAAGAGCAUCGUAGAGUCCCGCCCUCGAGGCAGUGCGACGUCGGCGGGGGGGCGUGGCUUUCCUGUCAUUGGCUGAGUCAUGCCGUAUUUUGGAACGUGUGCGCGGGAGUCGAGCGCUCGGAUUGGAUUAAGGGCCUGCUUGUCUGCGUGCCUCCGGGGUCACUGUUCACCCGCGGGGCAUUGGCGUUCGGUUCCUGGGUCUCCCACGUUCCAUUCCCCGGUGGGUCCGGGUUCCGGUUCCUCGCGGACCCGCUACGUAUCCCGGUCGGUGCGUGGACGCCGAGACGCUGGCAGACCAUGGCAGAGCACUCCCAGAAGCGGGGGAAGCAACGUGAUGGCGAGGGGCUGGGCAGUGCUGUGGACUUCCUCCUGGCCAACGCCCGCCUGGUGUUGGGUGUGGGCGGGGCUGCUAUACUGGGCAUUGCUACCCUGGCGGUGAAGCGGCUCAUUGACAGGGCCACCAGUCCUCGGGAUGAGGAUGAUGCCAAGGGGGACAGCUGGAAGGAGCUAAGCCUACUGAAGGUCACACCACCCCGACAGCCCCAGUCCCCUGCUGCCCUCAGCCAGCCCGUAUCACCCCUGUCCCCUUUGUCCUCUGCCCCAGAGGAGCCCACGGACACCGAUGCUCAGACACCACCUCAGCUCAGCUCCCCACCACCACUCUGCUUGACGUUCCAGGAGAAGCUGUUGGCAUUUGAACGUGACCGUGUGGUUAUCCCAGCAGCCCAUGUUGCUUUGGCCAAGCAACUGGCUGGCGACAUUGCCCUGGAGCUACAGUCCUACCUGAGGAACAAGUUUCCAGAACUGCCCUUUGGGGCACUUAUGCCUGGUGGGCCGCUCUAUGAUGGGCUCCAGGCAGGGGCUGCUGAGCACGUGCGCAUCCUGGUACCCCUGGUGUUGGAGCCGGGCCUGUGGAGCCUGGUGCCUGGUGUGGACACGGUGGCCAGGGACCCUCGCUGCUGGGCUGUGCGCAGGACUCAGCUUGAGUUCUGCCCCCGUGGGAGCAGCCCCUGGGACCGCUUCCUGGUCGGGGGCUACCUCUCCUCACGGGUCCUGCUAGAGCUGCUCCGCAAGGCCCUGACUGCCUCUGUCAACUGGCCGGCUAUUGGCAGCCUGCUGGGGUGCCUGAUCCGGCCCAGUGUGGCCUCGGAGUUGCUGCUGGAAGUGCAACACGAGCACAUGGAGCUCACUGUGUCUGUGCUUGUGGCAGUCCCUGGGGCCAGUGCCGAUGACCAUCUCCUGCUCGCCUGGCCUCUGGAGGGACUGGCGGGGAACCUCUGGCUUCAGGACCUGUACCCGGUGGAGGCAGCCCGGUUGCGGGCCCUGGAUGAACGGGAUGCUGGCACUCGCCGGAGGCUGCUGCUGCUGCUGUGUGUUGUCUGCCAUAGCCACCCAGCCCUGGAGAGGCUGGGCCGGGGCCACCUGACCCAGGUGGUUCUGCGCCUGGGGGAGGAAGAAGUGAACUGGGCUGAGGAGGUCCUAGGGGAGCGCUUUCUGCAGGCCCUGGAGUUGCUUGUUGGCAGCUUGGAGCAGGCCAACCUGCCCUGCCACUUCAACCCCAGCGUGAACCUCUUGGGGGGCUUGUGGGAGGAGGAGAUCGAUGACAUUGGGUAUGCCCUGUACAGUGGCCUGAAGGCGCCCGAGGGGCUGCUGUAGAUGAGUGAUAACUGGGUGGCCCACACGUUUUCUCACUCCGGUGAGCUGCUGCUGCCUCCCUCCCAGAGAUCUGCAGAGUGGUGUUUUGCUUGCUUUUUGCCAGUACGAAGGAGGGAGGGUACAUUACCUAAGCCCACGGUGUAGGCAUAUGUGUGGGCAAUGGUUGCCCAGAUCCCUGAGCCUGGUGAGUUUGGGUUGCUGUCACCUGAGUGCUUGGGCUACCCUGUGUGGCUUGCAGUGCCAGCCAGUCACUCAGGUGCCCCCAGCCCUCUGGGGCCAAUCUGGAACCUUGUGCUCAGUCCAUCAUCACCAGCAAUGAAUCCAUCAAGAACAUAGCUUCUGCCAUCCCAGGCAGGGUGAAGGCCGCUCUAUCUUUCUGCCAAGAGAGAAAUUUAACACUUUCCUUGGGCAUCCUGGAGGCACCUAGAUCCUGGUCAUUGAAUAUCACGUAUUUGUUCUGCUCUGGGGACUAGAGUCACCCGGCACCCUGGAGGACAGCUUUUUAGUUGUUGAAUGUUUCCAUGCAUUGGUUUUCUGGUUGCAUUCUCCUCGAGCUCUGGAGCAGGGGCUUGGUCUCACCUGCUGCCCACUUGAUACCUAAGGGAAGGCCCUUUUCCCACCUGCUGGCUGAGUGUUCACUUCAGGUGGCUGAGGCCCCUAGGAGAGCCCCUUCCUAGCUGGGGUGCUGAGCUCUGUUCUACCUACCCAGGGCUGUGCACAGCAGCUGCUCCUGGGCCCCACUGGAAAGCAGUGAAUGUGUCUUUCCCAGAGGCCUAUGCGCAGACUCAGCUUCUACAGAGUGCCAAACAGACUGCUCUCCAGUAGGUGUCCUGACCUUGUGGCCUGGCUGAGGUAGCAGGGGCUGGAGGAGGGAGACUGCCUGCCUUCCCAGGGGCCCAUCCUGUUGUUGGUUCCCUCCUGCUGAAACAAAGCUAUGCCUUGAAGAAUGUGAACAGGAAUAAAAGAGAAUUCUUCUGCAUGUGUGACUUGCUGGGGAAGGCAGUCUUGGCAUCUUCACACAGUUUGGAGUCAGAGUCCUGUGGCUUUGCUUGGCUUGGCAGCUUGGCAAGAGAACUUGAGGUCAACUUGGAGGUGUUAGGAUUUAUUUUACAAAGGAGUGUCUUAAUCUGUUUGGGUUGCUAUAACAGAAUGCAUAGACUGGAUGGGUUCUAAAUGACAGAAAUGUCUCACUUGUGGAGCCUGGGAAUCCAAGAUUGAGGCACCCACAGAUUCCAUGCCUGGUGAGGGUUUGUGGAUGUCACCUUCCUAUGGUGUUGCAUUUCCUGCGGAGAGCCCCACACCCUCCAGCUGUGACUACAAGACAGAUGGGAUGGUGUCACCAGGGAAGGAGACUAGUGUAGCUGAGGCGCCUUCCAGUUGCUUGGUCGGGGACUGACUGGGGCCUGGAUGCAUGGGAGCAUCACACAGUUUUACUGGUGGUGGUAGGUUACAAGGGAGCAGCCGGGUUAGAGCCUGUGGCUCAGUCCUCCCAUCUGUGAAAUGGGGCAUUGUGUAAGGCUUUCAUGGCAGCUGUGAGGACUAACAGGUGGGCAGUACUAACCCAGCGCCUGGCACAAGGCAAAGGCCCGGAAAGGGAGAUGCCUGGGCCUUGCUGUCUCCUUCUCCACCAGUGUCACCAAGCCCUGGCACAGCAAGGCCUUUUCAACUACCAGGGCCACAAGGCUGUCCUGGGCUCUAAAGAAGGGCUAACCUGAGCAGGUCACUGGCAGCUGUCCAGGAAGUCAGCUCCAUUUACUGAUUUUUUUUCUGCAGUACUGGGAAUGAUCCUGGGGUCACACAAACUAGGCAUGUGCUCUACUACUGAGCCAACCCGAGUCCUCUUCUCAGACUACAACCUCUGUGAACCUGAUGUGGGUUGAUGUGAACUUCCCCACUCACAGCCUUGUGCGGGAACAAAAAAACCUGGAUGAGUUUAAAGGAAGAGAAUUGCUCAUGGUCAUGUCACUUAGCCAAGGUGAAUGUCUGGAACUGAAGUUCUAGCCAGAGGAGCUCUGGAAACAAUCAGGCACUUUGCUGAGAGCAUACAGGAUUGUUGGCCUGGGCUGGCUGGGUCCUGGCUCCCGGCAGGCCAAGCUGCUAACUUUCACUCACUCCCCUUGAAGUCAGGGAUGCCUCAGCUCUGCCCACCCAGGGAGCUGGGUGUGUUCCUCCUCAUAACUAGAACCUUCAGUGGUGGCAAAACCAAGCACUUUAUUUUUUAUUUAUUUAUUUUUUACCCACUGCCCCCUCGACCAAGGCACUUUAGUGCCUUGUUUCGCCUUCACCAAGUGACCCAGAGACAGGAGUUCUGGUGACUGCGGCAAGGCAGGGAUCCACCUGCUCAGAAAGCAAGGACCACCAGGGCAGAUUGGAAAAGGAAAAAGUGCUGCAAAAAUGGAAGACAGAUGUAUUGAUUUACAAAGUGUCACCCGCAGGUCCUCCAUCCUACCGUAAGUCGAGAAUAGACCUCAGCCAGGGUGUAGCUCUGUGGUAGGGUGUGUGCUUAGUGCGUGCAGGUCCCUGGGUUCCCC
Messenger RNA from Castor canadensis (American beaver), 4373 nucleotides. RefSeq names its product mitochondrial elongation factor 2 (gene Mief2). Gene Ontology annotation, biological process: mitochondrion organization; positive regulation of mitochondrial fission. Lineage: Eukaryota; Metazoa; Chordata; Mammalia; Rodentia; Castoridae. The record is from RefSeq and is a predicted model, not a curated record. Gene Ontology annotation, cellular component: mitochondrial outer membrane.